Messenger RNA from Manacus vitellinus (golden-collared manakin), 3367 nucleotides. RefSeq names its product dickkopf WNT signaling pathway inhibitor 2 (gene DKK2). Lineage: Eukaryota; Metazoa; Chordata; Aves; Passeriformes; Pipridae. Gene Ontology annotation, biological process: multicellular organism development; negative regulation of canonical Wnt signaling pathway. The transcript is spliced from 4 exons. Gene Ontology annotation, cellular component: extracellular region. Gene Ontology annotation, molecular function: receptor antagonist activity; co-receptor binding. The record is from RefSeq and is a predicted model, not a curated record. The coding region runs from base 462 to 1271 and encodes 269 amino acids.
GUUUCCUCUCUGCUGGCUUGUGCAGCAAGAAAGGAGGAGUGGGGGGAAGUAACUCCUCAGUCUUCCUCUGAAGCUUAAGCAAAUGUGCUGCUGCCUGCGCUGGCGGGGAGCUGCCCUGGGUGCAGUUGCCUCGCAGCCUAUUGCUCUCAAUUACUAAAGAAUUGCCUGGACUUCUCGAGGACCUGGAGGAAAAAGACAUCACUUCACAGACCUGAUAGUUGCUCAGUGCCUGUAGACUUGACACAUUUUGUUUUUUUCCUAGGGGAUCCUUUUUUAAAAUUAUUUUUCUCCUCUGUUUUUUAGAACAGCAUUUACUUGAGUGUGUGGCAUUGAAAUCCAUUGCUUUGUUAACAACUUUGGGAGAUAUUUUUAAAAACUUUUUCCCCCCUCUUCUGUUUUCUUUGCAAAAAAAAAAAAAAAAAGGCAAAAAAAGAAAGGAUAAUCAUUUUGGGGGAGGGGAGAUGAUCGUGCUGAUGUGGAAUAAGUGCUCCUGCUGUCUCCUCUUACUAGCCGCGGUCCUGAUCGUGGAGAGCUCCCAGCUAGACAGCUCCAGCUCCAAGGUGAACUCCAUCAAGUCCACCCUGAUGGGGGAGGCUCCAACUCAGGCAACCAACAGAUCUGCAGGCAUCCACCAGGGACUGAUGCUUGCUAGCAGUAAGAAGGGCAAAAUGCUAGAACAGAUGGGAAAACCUCCCAAGCACUAUCACCGGCAAGGAGAGGCCUAUCCUUGUACUAAUGACAAGGAAUGUGAAGUUGGGCGAUACUGUCACAGUCCUCAUCAAGCAACGUCUGCAUGUAUGGUGUGCCGGCGGAAGAAGAAGCGCUGCCACAGAGAUGGCAUGUGCUGCCCUGGGAAUCGCUGCAACAAUGGUAUUUGCAUACCAGUAACUGAAAGCAUCCUUACACCCCACAUCCCUGCUCUAGAAGGGCCACGCAACAAGAAGAAUGGUCAUUAUACCAGCAAAGAUUUGGGAUGGCACAACCUAGGGAGGCCGCGCUCCAAGCUGUCACACAUAAAAGGACAUGAAGGCGAUCCCUGCCUACGGUCAUCAGACUGCAUAGAGGGACAUUGCUGUGCUCGCCAUUUCUGGACCAAAAUUUGCAAGCCUGUGUUGCAUCAGGGGGAGGUGUGCACCAAACAGCGCAAGAAAGGGUCCCAUGGACUGGAGAUUUUCCAACGAUGUGACUGUGCCAAGGGGCUGUCAUGUAAAGUAUGGAAAGAUGCGACCUCCUCUUCUAAAUCAAGACUUCAUGUGUGCCAGAAAAUCUGAAUGAGGAUUGGGAAGACAGUAAUAAGUGAUUGUGGCUUUAUGUGUUUAAUGCAUUAUGGCAUGGUGGAAAAAGAGGACUGCAAAUGGAAGAGGAAUGGCUAAAGUAGAAUAAGAGUAAAAGUCACAGCAAAUGCAUUUCUUUUUGAGCUGGUGGUAGACGCAAGUGUAGCUGGAUUUCAUCUCCUGUCCAGUUCUUCUGUAAAUAACUUCUACAGUUUGUGGGAAAUGCUAGUAUGCAAACAAGUAGAGUGGAAACGAAUGUCACUUACCUUGCUGUAUUGUCCUGUGAUGUUUCAGGGGUUCAGUGUUAGGGCUAGAGUGGGUUUCCAGUGUGGUAAUGACUGCUAAAUGAAUUGUAUGCAUUGUACUCCAUAGGAAGCAGUGUAUGCCAGGAAGACUCAUCCAUCAACACGUGAUUAGGCACAUUGCAGGUGUAAGAAAUUGAAAUAAAGUUACUGUGAAUGUCCACAUGCCCUUGUCAUUCAGGGCUGUCACUUCAGCGGAGAAAGCACUCCUGCAGGACAAGAGUGCUAUGUUUUGCAUGCCCUUAUGAAGGAGGUAAAAACUUGCCAUCUCAAAAUUUCAAGAAAGUAGCAGUUUCUCUAAGAGGAGGCAUUUAAAUGGGGUUUUGUUUCCUAUACAUGGGUAAAUUGAAACUCUUUAUGUAGUUCAAUGUCAUAGUAUGACACUUAAUCACUUGUAUUUGCCUCAGUUUACUGCUAAUACACGUUGUGUUGAACAGAUGAAGAUAAUAUGUGUGCAUGCUGAAUCCAGAAUUAUAUAUAGGCAGUUCCUCAUUAGUCCUAAAUAUACUUUCCUUGCCUAAGCAUUCUUGCAUUAUAGACAUUUCCAAAGGAAAUAGCAGUGUUGAAGUGCCUAACAUGAAGAGCUAUGAAGUUCUUUCUUUUUGCUGUUAUAAUAGAUGAUACAGACAUUUGCUGAGGUGUUCAGAGCAUACUGCUACAAACUCAAAUUUUUACAUUUUAUUAGUAGCAACAGGCUACUGAUGGCACUCUGCAGCAGUAUAAUGGAUUUGUUCUUAGAGACAGCAAAGAAAAUGGCGCUGGGUCUUGUGAACAUCUCCUCUCCUGCAGAAAAGGAAGUAAGAAGAAGGUAUGAUCACAAAUGACUUGCUAAACAUCAUGUGAUGUCACAGCAUACCAGCCUCCAGCAUGUAUUCAGCCUGAACUUGAUGUCCUCUCAUUCUGGAGUGUUCUGCCAGGAAUGAUGGAAGUACAAAGACUGUAGAAACAGCUGCCAACCCUAUAUUGUUUGUGUACUGCUUAAAAAAUGACAGCCUCUGUCCCUUGCCUUGUCUCCCAGGUCUUUUCAAAGCUUUUUAGUUUUACUUAUUUGCAAGUAUUCCUUUGUAUAGACUUAAGAGAACAAUAUUAUUUUAAAGAAGCCUGAAUCUGUAAUUGAUCUACCGCUAAGUUGUAAUUAUCCAUUUAUAAUUAUCCAUUUUCAUAUUCUGUAAUACAACGGACUUUUCUGUUUAUUCAGUUCUGAACAAUAUGGGUAGACCAGUAUGCAGUUUAACUUCAAAAACCAUGUCACCAUUACCUGAUAUCUUUUGGCACCAGUGGGAUGCUUUAAAGCUAUAGCUUAGCUACACCACCAGAUUCAACCUUUCUAAUUGGAACACAGACCUCAGCUACAUUGCCCUUAUCUUCCAUAAGAGUCUGAAUAAGAAGAGUAUUUCACACACCACUUUCCCUACUGGAGUUAGUUUUUAUUGACCUAGAGGGAUGUUCAGAGACAGGGGCUUCUGUUUUUUAAGUCUCAGUCAGAGCUUUAUCUUGGAGUCCUAUCAUUGCAACUCUGCUUAUUUUGGAGUUUUUUCAAUGUAACUGGAACAGGAAUAAGGCUCAGAAAUUUCAAGAUACUAAAAAAGUGCAGGAACCAAUUUUACAAGUUUUAUUUACACUGACACAGCACAUACUCAGCAGAGGAAUUUUAGAGCUCUCAUAUUCACUACAUAUAAAAGAAAAUGAAACCCAGUCUGAGCAGGGGGGUUGCAGAAACGGGGUCUCAGAAAUUUUUAGCUCUUUCUAUCAUUGGCCUAUCCCUAUUUUGCUCUUGCAGAACAUAGUUAU